UACGUGACUGACAGACUGAGGCACGAUUGGCGGGUCAUAAAAAAUGUAGUAUUUGACUCGGAUUCCGUACACCGACGGAGACACCUCCCCCGACGGUGUCGUCAUGUUCAUUUCUUGAAGCAAACGACGACUUCAACAAUCAACCCAAAUCCCAACAAAUCCAUUUACUAAAUUAUUGUUGCUUCAGAUCUCUCCUUCUUCGCUGCGAUUAGUUAGGGUUUCAUUAUCUUCUGUCUCUUACAUAUGCACCAUUACCAUUACCAUUACCCCUACCGACACUUGUACAGAUUUAUACUAGUGUGCGUUGGUCGAUGAACUAAUUGGAUCAUGCAUCGUGAUCUGAUUUGAAUUCUUGUUUCUUACUGAUCUCUUCACUUCCUAAUCUCUCCCGCCAAAAUGGUUGUUUCUGGACCUUUAACACCUGGCCAGGUUUCCUUCUUGCUUGCAAUCAUUCCUAUUUUUGUUGCUUGGAUAUAUUCUGAGUGGUUGGAAUACAAAAAAUUAUCAUCUGCAUCUAAAGUUCACUCAGACAACAAUUUGGUUGAAUUGGAGACCAACACAAAGGAGGAAGAUGACCGAGCUGCUUUGUUGGAAGGAGGUGUCACAAGAUCAUCAUCAUCAUUGAAACAGCCUGUUACAGCCAUUAAAUCUAACUUAAUUAGAUUUCUGACAAUGGAGGAUUGUUUUUUGCUGGAGAAUCGAGCAACCUUGAGAGCAAUGUCAGAAUUUGGAGGAAUUUUGUUCUAUUUCUAUAUAUGUGAUCGCACCAAUUUGAUUGCAGAAUCUACCAAGAGCUACAAUCGCGAUCUUUUCCUCUUCCUAUACAUUCUUCUUAUCAUAGUUUCAGCAAUGACUUCUUUAAAGAAACAUAGUGACAAGUCAGCAUUCUCUGGAAAAUCAAUAUUAUACCUCAAUCGGCAUCAGACAGAGGAAUGGAAAGGAUGGAUGCAGGUUCUCUUUCUGAUGUAUCAUUACUUUGCUGCUACAGAGAUAUAUAAUGCUAUUCGUGUGUUUAUUGCUGCAUAUGUCUGGAUGACUGGUUUUGGAAACUUCUCAUAUUACUACAUCCGCAAAGAUUUCAGUAUCGCACGCUUUGCUCAGAUGAUGUGGAGGCUAAACUUUUUUGUGGCCUUUUGUUGCAUUGUACUUGACAAUGAUUAUAUGCUCUACUACAUCUGUCCAAUGCACACACUUUUUACUCUUAUGGUGUAUGGAGCACUUGCUAUUGGUAGCAAAUAUAAUGAGAUAAAAUCAGUGAUGAUUACAAAGAUCUUUUCAUGCUUUCUUGUGGUUAUCUUGGUUUGGGAGAUUCCAGGAAUUUUUGAAUUCAUCUGGAGCCCAUUGACAUUCCUAUUAGGGUAUAAUGAUCCUGCAAAACCGAAUCUCCCUCGAUUACAUGAGUGGCAUUUCAGAUCUGGGCUUGAUCGAUAUAUAUGGAUCAUUGGAAUGAUAUAUGCAUAUCUUCAUCCUAAUGUUGAAAAGUGGAUGGAAAAACUUGAGGAGUCUGAUAGUAAGCGGAGACGUUCUGUUAAAGCAACCAUUGUUUCAGUGUCUGUUUUGGCUGGAUAUAUGUGGUAUGAAUACAUAUACAAAUUGGACAAAGUUACAUACAACAAAUAUCAUCCCUACACAUCAUGGAUACCUAUAACUGUGUACAUUUGCCUGCGAAAUUUCACUCAACAUCUUAGGAAUUUCUCAUUAACCCUCUUUGCGUGGCUUGGGAAGAUUACAUUGGAGACGUAUAUAUCCCAAUUCCAUAUCUGGCUAAGAUCAGAUAUUCCCAAUGGACAACCAAAGUGGCUUCUAUCUUUCAUCCCAAAUUAUCCUAUGCUCAAUUAUAUGCUUACAACUGCAGUAUAUGUUUUGAUAUCUUGCAGGCUUUUUGAAUUAACAAACACACUAAAAUCAGUUUUUAUACCUACCAAAAAUGAUCGACAACUUCUCUCUAAUUUUCUUGCUGGAGCUGCAAUUUCCACAUGUUUAUACUUAAUUGCUUCACUUGUUGUUCAGAUUCCUCAGUAACCGGAUCUUACAUACAUGAAACAUGAAACAUACAUACAAACAUAUGUAGAUCAUCUUGAAACAAAUAUACAUCUUCAUUUUUCAUACAAGGUACAAGGAAAUCCACACCAUUGUUGUCUAGUUUUACAAAAGAUGACCAUGACACCAAGUCUAGUUCUCAUCAACCCUUAUAUCCAUACAUGUAAACAUAUGUAACCUAGAUCUGUUCUUUGUGUUUGUGUUGGUUGUAAUCAUUAAUCUACGCAAUUACAUUCUUUAAGAAUGUAAAUCAUCCAUGCUCACUUUUCUAUUAGACAUUAAAUCUCAUUUACUUGAUGCU
This is a messenger RNA of Lactuca sativa (garden lettuce), 2341 nucleotides long. RefSeq names its product protein REDUCED WALL ACETYLATION 4. Gene Ontology annotation, cellular component: Golgi apparatus. Gene Ontology annotation, molecular function: acetyltransferase activity. Lineage: Eukaryota; Viridiplantae; Streptophyta; Magnoliopsida; Asterales; Asteraceae. The record is from RefSeq and is a predicted model, not a curated record. Gene Ontology annotation, biological process: plant-type secondary cell wall biogenesis; xylan biosynthetic process; xyloglucan metabolic process.